Caenorhabditis auriculariae is the source of this 4234-nucleotide messenger RNA. Lineage: Eukaryota; Metazoa; Nematoda; Chromadorea; Rhabditida; Rhabditidae. The record is from the annotation of a GenBank genome assembly.
AUGGACGACGGCGAGACGUUGAUUGCGACGACGUCGGUGCCUGGAUAUCCGCCUCCGCCUCUCGUAGGGAUGCCUUUCGCCAAAACCGCCAUACCGUACUCAAUUCUAUUCGUUGUGGGAACCCUCGGCAACACCGCCGUCCUCAGCUAUGUCUUCUUUAUCACCAGGUUUCAGCUUUGCCAAUUAAAACGAAUCAUGGUUCUCUCUUGGGAAUUUUAAGUUGCCGUCCACACAAAUUUCUCCCGCGUGACUUCAAUCUAACAUCUUUUGCUCCAAUUAUUUCAAAGCCCCGUUUUAUUGUUCUAAAAUUUAUUUUUUUCUUUUCUAGAGAACGAAGUAUUUUCAACGUAAAAGGCUCUAGCGCGUUGAAAAGUAAGUUACAUAACUGGAAAAAAGGAAAAAAUAAUGGAGGUUUCUCAUUUUUUUUUACUUCAUCGAAAAAAGGAAAUAAUUUUCUAUCGAAGUCUCAAAAAAAAAGUUCCCAUAUCAAGGUUUUUGAUCAAUUUUUGAUCAUUGAUCUGAAACCAGUAACUAGCCGUAUUCGGAAGCAGCAAACAGCCCUAUAGGAAAAUGGUGCAAAAGUGGCCAAAGUAAAUUUAAAAAGAUCUAGCAGUUUAAAUAAUUCGUGGCAAGAUUUUGAUAAAUUUGGAUCGCUGAUAAAUAACCGUUCAUUGGGAACUAGAAAGAAUGUGAAAUUGAGCGGUAUUAUUGAUGGCUUGAUAUUUUUGAAAUAAAUAGCAGUAUCUGUCAAAAAAUGUGGGUCAGAGCGAAUUUCAGGUCGCUAAAGUCUUCAGUGACGGCUUUGGGCAACACGUUCAUCUACAUCGUGGCGUUAUGUGCCGUCGACUUGCUCGUGACGGUUUCGAUCCCGUUCUCUCUGUCCAACACCAUCCUCAACAACUGGGUGUUCGGCGAGGUCGGCUGCAAGAUUCAUUGGACCCUCGAGUUGUCCAACAAGGUAUCUUGCAUCAAGUGUUGAUUCCUUUUUUCAUAUAUCAAGAGCACAGUUUUGGAAAAAACAAUUGUCGCAAGCCAAGUAAUUUUCCGGUUACUUAGCAAAGUUAUGCUUCUAUUGGUUAAUUGAAAAUUUCUGAAAAAGUCGAACAGAGUAAGAAUCUACGGACUUUCUUAAUUUGCUUUACCAGGGAACGGUUUUUCGCAAUAGAUCUCAUUUUCGAGUUAUGAACCUUCAAAAGCUUAAAGUAGCGCAUUUUGGCAUAAUUUGCGUAUUUUGCGGACUUUGAAGGCUCAUAAAAUUAAAGGAAAACCGACUGAAAGCCAGUCAUUGCGAAAUCUUCAAAUAAGAAAACUUAUAAUAAUGAGAACUUUAGUUUCAUUUCUAGAAUUCUUGAAAAAAUAAUAUUCUCAAAUUCUCAAGAAGAAUUUUUUUUUUGUCAAAAGCGUUUAACGGCGAUGAAAUGAAAAAAAACUUCAACCAAAGAUUUAUUAGAGAUAUCCCUCGCACUUCCAAAGAUUCCGCAAGCGAAAUAACUGCUAGAAGUAAUGUAGAGAUUUCUUUCUUUGAAGAUGUGCUCGACUUUCAUUCUGACGGCGCUCGCUUUCGAUCGCUAUAUGGCCAUUUGUCAUCCGGAAAACAAACGGGUCAGUUUUCCUGAGAUCAGAGUUCUUCACAAGUUCGAACUUUCAGAUACAUCAAGUGAGGCAGACGAUAUUCAUAACUUCCUUUCUGGCUCUUUUGUCAUUCGGUCUGAUCUUGCCAGUCGUUUUCUCAGCGCGUGUCAUAACUUUCCAUGAUAUGGGCCAAUACAUCUCAAGAAAAAAGGUCAGCUGUUAUAUGAAAAGCUUUGUUGUUGAAACUUUCUUAAAUUAAGAUCGGUUAGAAAAACUAUUUUUUUUAAAGUUAUGAUUUAAACCCAGUUGUGGAAGCUAAGAAAGAAGUUUCCAGAAAACUUGUUGAACUUCACAGCUUGGAGUAAGUUUUCUGAACUCUUCGAGUCAGGAAGCCCAAUUAAAAUUUUGAGAUUUAAUUGCUCUGUCGCGACAUGCAACGUCAAACUACAAGCUAGCAUAGAAAAAUCUUUUGUAUAGAAAUCGGACAACAUUUGAAGGUUGAAAUUGCUCGGAAGGAAUGACCGUUCUGAGGCUCCAGUUUAGUUACCGCCAAGCUAUAGAGUCAACUUUGAGAAAUUAGCUUUCUUACUGAACGCUGCAAAAAAGCUUUUUUGGGCUGGUUAAAAAAAUUUGGAGGUCUGAUUUAUAGUUUCGAAUUUUGAGUAAUUGCAAUCUGUAAUUUCCCAUCAGUAUCUUCAUUCCCAGGCAAAAUUCCCUAGUCGAGAGAUUUUUUUUAGUUUACGUUGAUGUUAUAUUUUUUUUUUUAAAUUAGCUUUUUUGGGCAUGUUCAAUUUCGGGUUAUUCAGGACAUUUGUUUAGUCCAAAUAAACACUGUUUUACUUGCAAAAUGAUUUUUAUGAAAUAAAAAAAAUCGAGGUUUGAGUAAAAGUCCAGAAAAUGUUCUGAAGAUGAAACUCGACAAAUAUGAAAAUGGAAUGAUUUGUUCACUAAGAGCACUGCAAUGCAGGAAGUGCGGAAGGUGAUAAAGCACAUGUGCAUCGACGGUAUGCAGCGGGAGUACAAGCUGCUGGUCUCUGGCUUUUUGAUUUUCUUCGCUUUUCUCCUGCCUUGUACUCUGCUCACCUUCUUCUACACACGCAUCGUCCUGCGCCUCCGCCGUCAGAAGAGGUUAUUUAGCAUGAUCUUCGGUGGACAAAAGUAUUCUAUUCAUCAUCUCACCUCUUUCAUUAGAGCCGGCCGUUGUUGUCAAAACAUUUCGCGAAUUUAGUAGUUCAACACAUUUUUAUAAUUUCUUAAUAGUUCCUGAAGCCUACGUACGCUGGAACGCAUCUAGCGUGGAAUUUUUGAUGAGAAAGUUGAAAUAUUCAGAAUUCUCAAGUCCAAACACGUUUUACAGCCGUCUAGAGGGUUAUGGAGAGUAAUUAAUAAUUCUAAUAAAAAUGUGUUUGCUUCAAUAGCGAAUUUUGUAAAGAUUGAUUCGAAAAAAGAUCCGAGCAUUCAGAAUGAUGUUCCAAUCGAGGAUUCCACUGCGUCGCAUAACGAUCUACACCAUGGCUGCCACCUUUUUCUACCUUUCGUGCCAAGUUCCUUUCUGGGUACCGCAGAUCUACGGCGUCGUCUGCAGCAUGUUCUCCUUGAAGCUCAAUCCCGACUUCCUCACCUACACGGUUUUCUUGUGAGAAUCCUCGCGUGACGUUCUCUUUCAGUACUACUCUCACUUGCUGCCUUUCAUGUCAGCAGCCUUCAACUGGAUCUUCUAUGCUCGGCUCAACAGUCAGUUCAAGAAAGGGCUGGUGCUGGUCACGGAGCGAAUGAUCCGCAAAAGAACCAAGUUCGUGAGUCUGUAAAACGAUUCAAGCUUCUCUCAGGUCCCUGCAAAACGGAACGUGUCGUGACAAGGAAACUUGUGACGACGUCGGAAUGGACCUCAUCUCGAGGACGGACGACGGCCCUGUGGUUUGCCCCAAAUGCGAGGUUUGUUGAACAAAAGCGCUGCUUCGAGUCAUUCUAGCUGCGAGGACCUCACAAUUUCCGUCUUUGAGAAUCAUUCAUUUGCAUAAAAAAAAUUGAAAGGGAGAAAGACAGCCGGUUGCAGAAGCUCGAGCAUACCGAAAAACAAAAGCCACGAGAAAGUUCUAAUCAGGCGAAAAGUGCUCGAUUUUAUUUGGUUGGCCGAAAAAUUUUGUCAGACAUAACGCGGAAUUUUUUUUUAUGUAGAAUUUGUUUUCUAAAUGGGAAUAAUCCUUUGGAUAAAUAAUGACUAAAAUAAUUAUAAUUUCCGGUAACCAACUAAAAAACGUACCUUUGAAAAAUUUUUAAUUUUUUUUUCUCUAAUCAUGGUAAGAUAUAUAUUUUUACUCGCGCUGGUAAUUGUCGUUGACUUCAAUUUGAUCAUGUCUUUCCGUCAAUCCAAUGCGCUCGUUUUACUUUAUUCAACAGAACUCGGUUUGAAUUAAAACCAACUGAGACACCUUUCACUAAUGAAAAGAUGAUAGCCGAAAAAAGCAAAAACGAAACACUUCUGCUCCUUUUGACGAAAUAAAUAAAAAAUAACGAUCGGGCAUGUCAUCAUUUCACAUUGAAGAUUUUGUUGAGGGAAAAGUCGCAAACCUUUAGCCAUCCUGUUCUCAAUUUUUCUUUUCAGGCAACUGUUUCUCUGCGCGUAAAGAAAACAUCCUUCGUGGCACCUUACACUGGAUAG